This is a messenger RNA of Rhipicephalus microplus (southern cattle tick), 1048 nucleotides long. RefSeq names its product histone acetyltransferase 1 (gene Hat1). Gene Ontology annotation, cellular component: nucleus. Gene Ontology annotation, molecular function: histone acetyltransferase activity; histone binding. The record is from RefSeq and is a predicted model, not a curated record. Lineage: Eukaryota; Metazoa; Arthropoda; Arachnida; Ixodida; Ixodidae. Gene Ontology annotation, biological process: subtelomeric heterochromatin formation.
GCUGUGUACCAUUGGCGGGCUGUAGUAACUUGGCUGGCACACGUUUUCUCUUACAAGGUGGCCUGUCUCGCACGUUCGAGCUGUACUCGGCAAGUGUGAUGACUCCUGGCUUUCUGGAUUAUCAUGCACGCAUGCAGAGCUUCAUCCUGUGGUUCAUCGAUGCGGCUUCGUACAUCGACUCGGACGACGAAUGGGAGUACUUUGUCCUACACGAGAAAAAGGUUGUGGAUGGAGUCACGUGCUAUCCCUUCGCUGGAUACGCAACUGUGUACAGAUAUUAUGCCUACCCAGCUCACAUCAGGCCGAGGAUAAGCCAGAUGUUGGUUCUACCUCCUUUCCAGAAGAUGGGCUUGGGCACUGAGCUGCUGCAAGGAAUAUACAACUUUUACAGUGACCGACAUCGCAAGUGUGUCCUGGACAUCACAGUGGAAGAUCCUUCGGAAGUUUUCACGAGACUAAGGGACUUCGUUGAUGCCAGGAACUGCCUGAAGCUUGCCUCAUUUUCCAAGGAAAGUUUGCUUAAUGGAUUCUCAGAAGAUAUGUGGAAAGAAGCCCAAGAGAAACUGAAAAUCAACAAAAAGCAGGCACGGAGAGUAUACGAAAUUCUUCGAUUACGGGCGACAAACACUGCAAAUGCCAGCCAGUACAAAGCAUAUCGCCUGGAAGUGAAGAAUCGGCUAAAUGCACCUCUGCAGAAGCAAAAAACCGACAUAGAGAAGAUGCAGCGGACGAUGUCGCCGGAGGAGUUUCGUGCCACGUUGCAGUGCCUCAGCGAGAACCGCAUUGAGCAGCUGGAGAGCCAGUACAGGGACUUGGAGAUGGAGUACAGGCGCACCAUUGAGCGCUUGGCCGUCGCUCCCAGGAGCUGAUUGGGCAGAGGAUACCUCCACCAUUGUGUUACUGCACCGUUUCAUCCCGUGUAUGAAGUGUCCGUGUUUGCUUGCUUGGUCCAUGUUCCGCAUGUCUUUUCUCACUUGAGGGAAACUGCACACUGUUAUUUGGUACAACGCUAUCCUCGUCGCACUGACACUUUUGAAGUGGAGAUAUU